GAGAGGAGAUGGGGACAUUGCUCCUCCCCCGGGGUCCUGGCUUUGCGGGGGCGAGGAAGGGAUGGAGUGAAUCUUUGGCGAGGACCUGGGCUAGGAACUCUCCACCACAGCUUCCCCCCACCUCAGCCAUGGACAACCCCAGCGUACAGGAACUCCAACAACCCUUGCUGCCAAACACAGCCUGUGAUCUCCUGUCCCCCAAGUUUGACAAACCAGAGCUGGGACCCCCCUUCCCAGAAACAGCCUUUGUGGAAUCUCUGAGAGGCCGGCAGUUCCUCCUUCCACCUCUUCCUUCUGUGAGCGCUGGCCUGGGAGAGCCUGAGACCCCUGACCUUGAGGUUCUCGUACCCAAGGACACAUCAUCCAGUGACAGUGACUCAGAUUACGAUGGGGACGACCGUCUCUCACCUCUUCUGCCCCAUGACCACCUGGGCCUGGCGGUCUUCUCUGUCCUGUGUUGUUUUUGGCCUGUGGGCAUCGCUGCCUUCUGUCUGGCCCACAAGCUCUCCCAUCCCAUAGGGGGAGCCACAGUGCUGGUCAUUUCCUGGCUGCCUCUCGACCGCCCACUCUCCCUUCCUUGCUCGGUACUACAGACAAACCAGUGAUCCAGUCCCCACAGCUCCCUUGCCGUUAGGUUUUCCCAGUUAUCUGAGGGGAGCCCAGGAAGCCCUGAGAGAAGCAUUGUGGUCCCCACUCUGACACCAGCAGUUUCAGUAAAAGCCACAGAGGUGAGGUGGGUUCUGAACUCCCACAGCCAAGAUAGAACCCUGCCCCCCAGCUCUAUUCUGUGUGUACAUCUGCAACCAACUGUGAUGAUGAUAUCA
Peromyscus californicus insignis is the source of this 824-nucleotide messenger RNA. RefSeq names its product transmembrane protein 91 (gene Tmem91). The record is from RefSeq and is a predicted model, not a curated record. The coding region runs from base 9 to 605 and encodes 198 amino acids. The transcript is spliced from 5 exons. Gene Ontology annotation, cellular component: membrane; intracellular membrane-bounded organelle. NCBI's taxonomy places the organism in Eukaryota, Metazoa, Chordata, Mammalia, Rodentia, Cricetidae.